UUAUCAUUUAUUAUUAAUACACGUUUAUUGAUUUGUUCAUUUGACUUUGGAACUACCAUCUUUGAGAAUGUUUGUUGAAGGAAUGUUAAAAACAAACGCAUGAAAGGCAUAACAACUUAGCUACACUCGUUGAGGAUGGCUGGUACAAGUUCGUUAUAUCCAAUGAUUGAGAGCCAACCUGACACUAAAGGCGACACAUGCGCAGUGAAUAUAGAACAAGAAAGGGAGAGAUUAAUGGAAGAUGAUGUUGUUAACGACGAACAUUUUACACGCGAGGAUUCUCAUAGAAACGCGGACCUCGAGGAGCAUUUGGAGCUGAUAUUUAGAAGAAAACUGCACUUUCCCUACGAAGACAAGGAAGUUGUUUUUGUACAAUCCACCGUGGAAGCCCUGGUUACGAAGAUUGUCGUGGAACUGAUAGCUAACAAAGAAAGAUUGUUCGACAAAUUCGGGGAAACAGAUUUACAUACAAGACUCGAACCUUGCCCGGACAGAAUUCUACAUGUUGGGAGUUUCUAUGAAAGAACACGGAACCGAUAUCCCAAUGAGUUUGACUUCGUGUACAUUCCGUAUCAAAUUGUUGUCGAUGAAAAUACGAGGAAUUCUUUUCUUAAGUUGAACGUUCCACAAUUGCAGCAAAUAAUAUCUGAUCUCACCAAAAAGGGUGAUUUACGUCACAGAGACGCGGAAAUGGGGGAAAUUACGUUUGAACGUUACGUCGCUCAGCAUGGGCCUGCGUCAAACGUACGAUUUCGGUAUAAUCGAAAUCCCCGCAAUCUGCGGAGUGGUCAGCAUAUUGACAAGGAAAUAGAUGUGGACCUUGUUCCGGGUAUCCGAGUUAUUGACAAAAACAUGCACGGACAUAUUAAAAACAUUUGCCCUAUACCGGGAUUUCAAAAGCAAAUUCUAGCAACGUCACCGAACAAAUAUCUUUGGGUUCCGUUUUCCUUCACUGCGUUAAACGAAACCGAAGUAUACUUCAUGCGCCACGUGCUCUCCAAGAAGCACGUGAAGGCGUACCGGCUACUCAAGUACGUCAUUAACGGUGACGGCGACGGCGACGACUUGGAGGCUGAAUGCACUGACAUGACCUUUCAUAUUAAGUGCUCAAUUCCUUCAUACGCAAUCAAAACCGCCAUGAUUUGGCACCAUUAUGAGUGCUGCGACGACAGCCAAGACUUGGGUGACUGCUUAGUUCGAAUUCUCGAGUGGUUUGAACGCAAAUUUCAAAAUCCAAUCAAGAAGAUAAAGGAUAACUUUGAGAACUAUCACGUAGACAUAGUUGCGCCAUCCAACAAAAUUAUAACGCUGGCGUACGGGACCCGGGACUUCAUCAGGGAUGGGGAGAGGAGCCUGAGGCAGGUAAUCGACUACUGUAGAGAAUACCGGAUGAAGCGGCACGGGCACGACAGCGACAUUGACUCGUUCUCCACCCGCAUGGUGCUGUGUGUGGCGCGGUACGAGGUGGUGCACGGGCCUUGGUACCGGCGCUACCGGCAGUCGCUCUGCCGCCCAUGUGGGGUUCCGGUCAGCGGCAAAUUGUGUUAUAACGUGAUCGUUACCGUCUGUGUAAUUACAAUAAUCAUAGUCCUGGUGGUCGCCUUUAAACCUGAAGAAGAUGAAAUUUGAGUUUUGUUAGACAUAUCUAAACUAAUAGUGUACAGUAUAUACUUUUAAUCAGAAUAAAUGUAGAUUUAUUCCCAUGUUCAUUUUAAAAUCAGGCUGCAGUCUACCAUAAAGUGACCUUACCAGAAGCGAUGUUUAGGUGACACGGUGAGUGAACUUUGCCGGUGGUGAUGUAUGAGUGACACGGUUAGUGAACUUUGCCGGUGGUGAUGUAUGAGUAUCACGGUUAGUGAACUUUGCCGGUGGCGAUGUAUGAGUAGCAUGGUUAGUGAACCUUACCAAUGGCUAUGUAUGAGUGACACGGUUAGUGAACUUUGCCGGUGGUGAUGUAUGAGUAGCAGGGUUAGUGAACCUUACCAGUGGCUAUGUAUGAGUGACAAGGCAGAACUUCGAUGCUACUGACCGGAAAAUCUAGACGGUAAUGGGCAGGCAACAGAACGGGCCUCGUUAUAUGGUCGAAAGACGGUCCUACGGGUGACACACGACUGUUGUGAGAAACGCGCAUCCGACGAGUGAGCCAGCGUAUCAGCAUGAAUCAGCCCCCGACAACUGUCGAUUGCCCCAAAGCUGUCGCACAACUCGACACACUCACAAAAAUUAUAUCCACGACAUAUCUUUUUUUCUGUCAUCGCCAAACUAUCUUCAGUGUGUCGUAGCGCUUGUGAACACUUGAAAUAGAUUUCGAGCAUGUUUCAAGAUCUUGCCACGACAAAUAUCACCGGGGAUGAGCAAAAAAAGUCACGUGACCACAAAUGCAAACGUCAGUAGUAUUUUGGCUCGAUUGAUCGUCAAUCAAGGAACCACACGUUUGAUACAAAGAGUCGGAGUACAGUACAGUACGGGACUGUUUUGAUAAACAGAAAUGCAUUACAGAAGGGUGUGUGCUGGGAGCGGUCCAGACGUUACGAUUCUAAGAUGCUUGUAACAGAUCGCAUGGGGAUAAACAUUUAAUUUGAACAUAAUUUAAACAUCUUUAAUGAACCUUUUAUUUAACCAUUCUUCAUGUUGUGAUGAUAAUACUGUCAUGAUAAUUGUUAAUGACAGAUAUUGUGAUAAUGAUAACCAUAAAAUGAAUUGCGAUGAUACAAUGACAAUGUAUGCUCU
Molecule: messenger RNA, 2730 nt
Organism: Mya arenaria
Lineage: Eukaryota; Metazoa; Mollusca; Bivalvia; Myida; Myidae
Exons: 3
Coding region: 136-1629 (497 amino acids)
Source: RefSeq, a predicted model, not a curated record